AUGCCAAGACUUAUCGCCAUCUGCGGGGCAACAGGCAACCAAGGCGGCUCGGUCGCGAAGCUCCUGCUUCAGCACCCUGACGUGUACCGCGUCCGCGCCCUGACGCGAGACCCUCAGUCGGCCCCAGCCCGACGCCUCGCAGAGCUCGGCGCGGAAGUAGUGCGCGCAGACCUCACAGUCCCAUCUGACUUGCACGAGGCGCUCCGUGGGUGUUGGGGCGUGUUCGGCGUCACUAACUUCUACGACUCGAAGAUCAAAGACGACCCCAGCAGCGAGGAGCGUCAAGGCAAGAACCUAGUCGACGCCGCUCUCGCGAACGGCGUACAGUGUUUCGUAUGGAGCACUCUCCCCAGCUCGCACGCGAUAUCCGGAGGUCGUCUCGUGUCCCAAAUCUACGAAGGGAAAUAUCAUGUCGACGACUACAUUCGAGCAAAGGGCUGCCCAGCCGUGUUUCUAUAUACCGGAAACUUCUACGAGAACAUGGUGUUCCGCUCGCACAUGCGGUAUAACCGCGAGUUGGACCGCGUCGAGUUCCAUCAAGCCAUCAUCAAGGAAACCACACAACUGGCGAUGCUCUACGUCCAGAAAGACCUCGGCGCGGUAACAAAAGCCGUCUUCGACCACUGGGACGUCCGCAAACACUCCCUAAACCACCAAUACCUCUACUGCGCCAACGCCCGCCUCACACCCCUCGACAUCCUCGCAUGCGUCAAGAAAUUGACAGGCAAGGACGGCGCGUACCACGCGCUGCCGACGACGGGCGUGCCCGACCGCGAUAUCAUGUUCCAUCUUUACAACGAGGCGGGGAUGUACGGCACGAAGGCCCUCCCAGAUGAGAACGUCCGCGCGCUCGGCGUGCACAUGCACGGCAUCGAUGACUUCGUGCGCGAAGUCCUCGCGCCGCAUCUAGGCUUACCUCUGCUGUGA
Molecule: messenger RNA, 927 nt
Organism: Trametes versicolor FP-101664 SS1
Lineage: Eukaryota; Fungi; Basidiomycota; Agaricomycetes; Polyporales; Polyporaceae
Product: NAD-P-binding protein
Exons: 6
Coding region: 1-927 (308 amino acids)
Source: RefSeq, a predicted model, not a curated record